Molecule: messenger RNA, 269 nt
Organism: Staurois parvus
Lineage: Eukaryota; Metazoa; Chordata; Amphibia; Anura; Ranidae
Source: the annotation of a GenBank genome assembly
AAAUAUGGGAGCUGUCUUUGACAGCUUGCUCACUGUGCUGGGAGUGCACACCAAGCCUACUCUCAGGACAGAAACCCCUGCCACCCAUGACUGCAUAUAUGGAUGCACUGAGCAGGUUAGAUCAGGGGCGGACUGACAACUCAUGGGGCCCCCGGGCAAUAGGGGAUCAUGGGGCCCCUGUGUCCUUGCCCAAACUCAAAAAAGCCUAUGAAAAAGGUACCAGGGGCAUCUCAUGGGGCCCCCUACUGACCCCAGGGCCCUUGGGCAGU